UGCCUUGGAUUGGCAUGCCUUGGGGUGCCAGUCCUGCAGAACCCAAGACCUGGAUACCAGUCUUUCAAAAGCCAGUCGCUGGCAUAGUGUAGAUGGUGGUCAUGAAGAGCCCAGGACAUGGAUGCCUUUUGGUGCCAGUCCUGCUGCAGAGCAAGGGAUGGCGCUCCAUCGGAGCCAGAAGCUGAAUAUCCUGCGGCUGGUGGUGCUUCUCACGGUCGUCUUGGCGGGCAUCAAGUUUUUCUUCCGGGACAGCUUCACUCUGGACCAGCACAAGGAGUCCAGUGGGAAGAGCAGCUUUUGGGGCGACCCCGGAGACCCCCAGCAAUCUGCCAGGAUCGGGGACCCAUCCUUUGAGUUCUUGGACAGCAAGGGGGCAGCGGGCGCCCGGCCAGAGACAAGGAAGCAGCCGCUUCAGGCUCUCAGCUCAACCCCCACGCGGCUGGUUCACCUGGACCUCAAGGGGGCAGCCCCCAAAGUAGCCUACCUGGAGCAGAUCUUCCCACUUUUCUCCAAGCUGGGUGCCAAUGGGGUCCUCAUUGAGUACGAAGACAUGUUUCCGUUCACGGGAGAACUGGAAAUCCUUAGAUCGCCCUAUGCUUACAGCGAAGAAGACAUUGGAAAAGUCCUGGAGUUGGCUGAGAGGAACAAACUGGAGGUGAUCCCACUGGUGCAAACGUUUGGACAUGUGGAGUUCAUCCUGAAGCACGACAAAUACCGGCAUUUGCGGGAGGUGGAACGCUUCCCCAACAGCUUCAACCCCCACGUCCCAGAGACCCUGGCCGUCGUGAAGGCAGUCCUCACCCAGGUCCUCAACAAGCACCGGAGAUCCCACUGGGUGCACAUCGGGGCGGAUGAGGUCUUCCACUUAGGAGAAGGGAUGGAUUCCAAGAACUGGAUGAGCCGCAACGCUGGAGACCUGGGCAAGAUGUACCUGAGCCACAUCCGAGAGGUGGUCAGCUUCGUCGCCGGUCAGCCGGGAGGGUUCCAGGCCCUUCUCUGGGAUGACAUGCUGCGGAAGGUCAGCGAGGCCGCCAUCCAAGACUCUGGCAUCGCCAAACAAGCCUCCCCCAUGUUGUGGUUCUACGCCCCAGAUUUUGACACACAACAAAUAGGAAAAUACAUUGCCAAGUACGCCGAGUGCGGCUUCAAAACCAUCUGGUUCGCCAGCUCCUUCAAGGGCACCACCGGCCCGGCCCAGGCUUGGCCACCCUUGAAUGGCCACCUUCAGAACCACCUGAGGUGGCUUAAGGUCAUCCAGUCCAUGGCCACCACUGCCCCCUCCGUCCGGUUCCAGGGUAUCGCCAUCACUGGGUGGCAAAGAUAUGAUCACUACUCAGCGCUGUGUGAGCUCCUUCCCGUGGGGAUCCCAUCCUUGGCUGUGUGUCUGCAGACCUUGGUGAAUGGGGGAUUCACCGAUGCAACCAAGAAGAAGGUUUUGGGCAUUCUUGGCUUCCAGAACAUGAACCUGGAGACAGGCACAUGUGAGGGCAACGGGGCCUUUCCUGGCUCAGAUAUCUACCGAAUGGUUGAGCAAGUCAGCGGCCAGCUGCGGGACUCAGUGGUCAAAGUCCUGGAAGAGGAGAGCACCAUCAAGGGCUGGUUCAGCCCAUACCACCGGAAGCACCAGUUUGGAAACCCCCGUAACCUGGAGAGCUUUGGGAGCAAAGUACUGAAAGUCCAUGAGGACUGGGAGAACCUCAUCCAAACUCUGCGCUCGCACAUGGAAGCCAUCUACUUUCCCGACACGGUGGAGGAAUGGAUGGAGGAGAACGUCAACCCGCACAUGGAUCGGUUGCGGGAGUUCGUCCGGGAUUUCAAGGAAACCAUCCGGCUCAAUGCCCGGCCCAAGACUCUCUAGAGGGGCCACCUCUUGUCACAAGAUGGUGGUCCAGAGACAGGUGCCAUGACUCCCUCCUUUGUUGUUAUUCCUUGAACCUUUGGGGAGGUUUGUGGACCAGACGUAGGGUGCUCAAAGCCCACUCACCCCAACCCUAUUCACAACAGAGGUUGAUGGGGCAUAAUUUGUUUUGGGGCAUGUUAAGACUUUUCCCAGUUUCUGCUGGUUGUCCCUCUGCUGGGAAUUCAAGCAACAUGAACCAGGACUGGCACAGGGCUUAAUUCUCCCCCAUUUUGAGGUUGGGGAUCUGUGGGGCCACCUCACCUGGUCUUUUGGGAAUUAUUGGAGAAAUUCUAGGACUGGAGGUGAACCAGGGGAUGGUGGCCAUGGGGGCGGGAGAACUACACAAUGCACCUUCCUCUUCCUUCUUUUCAAACACACUUUACCUGUUUCCAUGAGCAGCAUCGGAUUCUUCUCUGUGUCUAUUUGUGGUCACCGUUUCCCACAGUGAUGACCCUUUGGGAAGGUGCUAAACUUGGACAUAAAAGGGGGUCAACCAUGCUCUCUACACUCCCAAAUGUCUAGGCAAAUAACUCUUCCGUUACACACAUUGAACAUUGAAGCCCCCAGCUUGCUCACUUCCAGUUUCAUCCGGUCUUUUUACUUUGGUGCCCAGUGCCCAUUCUCCCCAAAAAUGAAGGCUCUUAAAGUCCAUGUGAAGAAAGAGGACACACUCUCCAUCAUUGUGGAUUCUGUGCCACUGGUGUGAGGUGGUGAUUGACAGCUGUCACUCCUCCUGUCUUGAUCAGAUUUCCAUUUGUUGGCUGAUGUCUUUUUGUUGGACAUAACCUCUUAAUGUUAUGUUGCUGUUUGGGACUUUUUUGCGGGGUGGGAGGAUCUUGGGUUGCUGUUGUUCCUGUUUGCACAGAACAGAUUGCUUCUGUGAUGUGGAAGAUGAUGAUAAUAAUAAUAAUACUGUAAUAAUAAAGGUAUUUUUUUUAUAAAGCAAUGGCUUGCAUUAUGCUGCGGUUGGUGCCAAGUAGUUGUGGGGCUUGGCCUGUGUUUGGUGGGGACCCCAGGACUAGUGUUGCUUUGACACCUGUCUUUGUAGGCUCUGGUCCUUAUUCUGGAAAUGUUUGAGUGUUGGAUUAAGAUGUUGGGAGACCAGGAUUCGAAUCCCUGCUCAGCCCUGAAAAUGCCCUGGAGGACCCUGGACACAUCACACUCUCUCAGCCUCAAAGGAAGGUAGAAAUCUUGCCAAGAAGACCCCAUGAUAGGUUUGCCUUAGGGUCACCAUAAACCAGAAACUACUUGAAGGCACACAACAACAAUGUAUUUAGCUUCGUUUAACCUCUAGUUCUCUUCUUCUAUGGAACUUAAGGCAGCUUACAAAAAGUUUAAAACAAAUUUGAGCUAAAAAACCCUGACAGUAAGAAAGCCAAAACAACAGUUAAACUAGCUAUCCUAUUAAACAGCA
Messenger RNA from Sceloporus undulatus (fence lizard), 3314 nucleotides. RefSeq names its product hexosaminidase D-like. NCBI's taxonomy places the organism in Eukaryota, Metazoa, Chordata, Lepidosauria, Squamata, Phrynosomatidae. The record is from RefSeq and is a predicted model, not a curated record. The transcript has 14 exons. Gene Ontology annotation, biological process: carbohydrate metabolic process. Gene Ontology annotation, molecular function: hexosaminidase activity. The coding region runs from base 122 to 1858 and encodes 578 amino acids.